UCAAUGAGAAGUGUGUUGUGUAUAUGUCGCUGAUAUGGUAAUGUAGUUCCAUACAGCAUGUCCAGUGGUUGCAUGACGGACUUCACCGCAGCAUUAGUGAGGACGUUCGUAGAAACGGAACGUGGUGGAAGCAAGCACCGAUUCAGUGUGGUCUCAUCGCCUUUGAAAGUAACUUGAUUUAUUUAAGAGGGUAACAAAGCUGAUCACAUUCAAGUUCCAUCCUUCAAUCGACAAGCUAGCUAGCUGAUUCUGCAAUGGAUGGUUUAACUAAAGCCAACGAACAUGUCAAGCGGCCUAUGAACGCCUUCAUGGUGUGGUCUCGGGGCCAGCGCCGUAAGAUGGCCCAGGACAACCCCAAGAUGCACAACUCCGAAAUCAGCAAGCGACUUGGCGGAGACUGGAAGUUACUUUCAGAGGAGGAGAAACGACCGUUUAUUGACGAGGCCAAGCGUCUGAGAGCCUUGCACAUGAAGGAGCACCCCGAUUACAAGUACCGGCCCAGACGAAAGCCGAAAAAUAUGAUGAAGAAAGACCGGUAUGCUUUCCCAAUCCCGUGUGUACCGACAACAAGUUCCUACGGACCUGUUACUACAUCCGUUAACGAUCACAUCACGGCGGAGAAGAUGCGGUCAUACCUACCGUCCAGUCUGUCAACCCAUCCCUAUCAGAUCCUCGACCACCAUAACGGCGUCAAGCUGGAUUCGUCCCCGUCUUUACGGGCGGCUGAGAUGGCCGCUGCGGCCGGUGCAUUGUACCCGUCACAUCUAUCGCCGUACAUGUACCCACCUUCUCUACCGGGCAGUGCGUUCGGGAAGCUCCCUCCAGGUGCUUCUAGCCCAAUCCCGCCACACGCUCACGGUGUACACAGUCAAUCGCAGUACAUGAUGCCGUACGGAUGGCCCGGUAGUCCCGAUAUUCAGCGUCCAGUCGCUUACAUUCUCGUCAAACCGGAUAUGGAACCUUAUGGUCCCGCUCACCCUGCAAUCCGACCCACCGUGCCCGUACCCACCAGACACACUGCUGCAAUAUAGGUCGCGGUUCAGUUCAACCUGUACAGCUAAUAACUUUUCGACGAUUACUGAACGUGGACAGUAGUAAUAAUCGACGAACUGGCAUCAUGUGCUAGUGAUGAAACACUGAACUAAAAUAUCUUAAAUUAAAACCUGUCAAAAAGUUAUUAUCUUGAACUUAUUUCUUGCAUUCUGUGAACAAAGUUUGACAAAGUGGAGACUUAAAGAUGUUUGUAAAUAAUGAUCCAUCAACUUUAGUCUCCCAAUUGUACAAUGUGGUCUUGUAGUAUUAUGUUUGCGACUCUUCAGAAGAUGUAUUUAACACACAUUUUAACCAAAGAGCUCAUGAUGGCUUUUUGAAACUGUUGCAACUACCAUAUCUUUUUGUGUUAAGUCAAUUUUUUGUUAAUAACUUACCACAAAGUGGAAAAAUACUAAACUGUUUUAAGUACUAGUCUUGACGAUAUUGCCUAUAAGAAGCAAUGAUUCUGUACAUUAUGUAAAGCCUUAGCAAUCGGGGGAACUUGUAUGCAGUAUAUUUCUGAUUUAAUGUUAUCAGAUUUUGUUGUGUUCUGCAUUUCUGAUUUAAUGUUAUCUGAUUUCUGCAGAUUUUCAUUAAAAAUCAACUCUGAAAUUUCAACACUGAAAUAUAUUGCAUACAUCAGAGUUCAAGAAAAUGUUGACAUUGUACAAUUUCAAAACCAGUCAACAUCAAAAAAAGAUCUAUUUAGAAGAUUGGUACAUUAUUAGACAUAUUGUAUAGACAAUAGAAACCCAGUAUAUGAGUGAUGGGAAAAUUUAUUUCUGUUCGAGAUUUUUUUUUUAUUCCUGACAACAAAUUUCAGACAGCCAUAUUGAAGAAAUAAUGACUUUCUAUAUGUGGCCAUAAUUUAACAAAUUAAGAAAAUCUAAAAAGCGAGAUUAAACUUUAUUAGCCUCCACUGAUUGAAAAGCAGAGUACUCUUAGCAAGUAAAAGAUGCACGCAUUUCAAAAACCAAAUCACAAUGCUAUUCUACUGAGACUUUGCCUGAGUACAUAGUAGAAAUAAUGGCCUAGUCGAAGCCACCAACGUGCAAGUAUGUACUGUCUUUGAUCUGUACUUUUUGUAAUAUAAAGUGAUUUAAUGCAGUCAGAAUGUUGUUUUCUAUUAUCAAUCAUAUUUUUAGAUUGUUGACUGUUUUUAUUUAAAGUUAUGAACAAUUGUGUUCCUGGUUUAUUCAUUGUUAAAUGGUUGUUAUGACAUGCAUGCAUUGAGAAAACUUAAGUGAACAUCAUAAGCAAGUACAUGUAUAUGCAGUCAUAUUGUUCAACUUAUUUUGUAACAAAAGACCAUCUAUAAUUUAGGUCUGAUGUGGUUAAUUGGUUAAGAUUAUGACACCUUCAAAUUAUUUGAAGCAAAACGUCCCUUUUGAAAACCUCUUUCAGCUGUUGCCAUUUUAAUCCAAACUUCACUGCUAUAUAGCUAAGUUGUGUUUUGCUAAGAUAUAGAACAUAGAAGUGUUUUAUCUUCACAAUCUUAUACUUGUAUCUUUCCAUAGAUUUGAAACCUAUUCACUUGCUGCCAUACCUGGUUGUCAGAAAUCAAUUCGGAUGAAUUGAUUCCUAAUUGCUUUAGUUAGAUUUUGUUUUGAUGUGACAAACCUUGGUUAUCAACCGAGGUGACAAAAAUCAGCACUAACAUUAAAAGUAAUUGUUAUCAAUAUUAAUAAACAUUGUACACUCAGUACUACACUGAUAAUAAAAUUCGGAUUGAACUCUAGAGAUAUUGCUUUCUGAAAUUAUCAGGGUUUUUUUUUUUUUUAAUAAAUUAAACCUCUUUCAUCAUAAUUUUUUGUAGAGCUGUCUUCGUGUUGGUAACAUAACAUGACUCUUCACAGGGGUCAAAGCUGCAUUUGUUUUUAGAAAGAUAAUGAAAAGGAAUUGGGAAAAUCAUUGAGAAAAAAUGUGUGGUAUGAUGUUGUUGUUUGUAUUUAAUGAUUCUUUUGUUAUUGUUUGAUGAGGUUUGUUGUGAAGCUGCAGUUUCAUGUAGCUAACGUAUCCAGAGAAAAAGAGAAGAUAAAAUUCAGUUGCUGUUUCAAGAUUCAAAUUUGUAGUUGCUUAAAAUUUCAGUCAUCACUUGAAAAUGGGUAGAGGACGGUGGUUCAUUUCCGUACCGAAUGAGGUCAUUUGUAUAAAAUGUAUCACAUGUUACUUUCGGAAAAAUUUCGUUGGGUGAAAUGAAAUGUGUGAUUUUUGUUCAUAUACUUUCUGUUCCUGGCUCCUAUGCCUUAUGUUACUACAUGGAACGAAGCUUCUUUAUCGCUUGAUUGACAAUACAAAUGUAUUUGGA
Messenger RNA from Patiria miniata (bat star), 3340 nucleotides. Its product is annotated as transcription factor Sox-14-like. NCBI's taxonomy places the organism in Eukaryota, Metazoa, Echinodermata, Asteroidea, Valvatida, Asterinidae. Gene Ontology annotation, molecular function: RNA polymerase II cis-regulatory region sequence-specific DNA binding; DNA-binding transcription factor activity, RNA polymerase II-specific. The record is from RefSeq and is a predicted model, not a curated record. The transcript has a single exon. Gene Ontology annotation, biological process: anatomical structure morphogenesis; cell differentiation; regulation of DNA-templated transcription. Bases 255 to 1031 code for a protein of 258 amino acids.